Polychytrium aggregatum is the source of this 423-nucleotide messenger RNA. RefSeq lists its product as uncharacterized. The transcript has 4 exons. Lineage: Eukaryota; Fungi; Chytridiomycota; Chytridiomycetes; Polychytriales. Gene Ontology annotation, biological process: vacuolar protein processing. The coding region runs from base 1 to 423 and encodes 140 amino acids. The record is from RefSeq and is a predicted model, not a curated record. Gene Ontology annotation, cellular component: intracellular membrane-bounded organelle.
AUGGCACAGAAUGCAAAGAUCCUCUCGGAUCUGCAGCUGCAGCUCGGCAUUGCCAGUCUGAUCUAUAUCAUCUGGCGAUUCGCCGUGCGCUACAGCUCCAUCUCGAUCUGGCACAUUGUCGGUUUUGUGCUUGUUGAGGGAUCUUUGUUCUUCAUCUACACUCAGCUGCAAGCAUUCUCUCGCCCAAGCUACGAGACUGGAAGCAACGUCGUCCGAGAUGGCGGAGCAGACCUGAAGAGCGAGGGCAUGAUUGCCUACAUGUUUGAUGUGAUCUAUAUUGGGCUCUUCGUCCUGAUCACCUCGGCCUUUAUCUCGGACUACUUCUGGUGGACGUUCCUUGUGAUUCCUGGCUAUGCUGUCUACAAGCUGUGGAGCCAGUCCACCCCCGUUGCCAAAGGACCCGUCAAGAAAGGAAGGAAGUAG